AUGGCUGGCGGUUAUACAAUUCUAGGUAAACAUAUUCCUUCUCAUCAAUUAGCUUUAACUACUUUUGGAUUAGUUUCUCUAUUGGUUAUUCCAAACCCAUUUAAAUCAACUAAAUUACCAGAACCAUCCAUUAAUGCUUCCAAUAAAGAAGAAGAAGCUUUUGUUAAGAGCUACAUCAAGUCUAAAAACGAGGCUAUCCAAAAGAAAUAA
Messenger RNA from Saccharomycodes ludwigii, 210 nucleotides. RefSeq names its product F1F0 ATP synthase subunit k (gene ATP19). The transcript has a single exon. Bases 1 to 210 code for a protein of 69 amino acids. The record is from RefSeq and is a predicted model, not a curated record. NCBI's taxonomy places the organism in Eukaryota, Fungi, Ascomycota, Saccharomycetes, Saccharomycodales, Saccharomycodaceae. Gene Ontology annotation, biological process: proton motive force-driven ATP synthesis.